Molecule: messenger RNA, 1111 nt
Organism: Ziziphus jujuba (common jujube)
Lineage: Eukaryota; Viridiplantae; Streptophyta; Magnoliopsida; Rosales; Rhamnaceae
Exons: 2
Coding region: 163-774 (203 amino acids)
Source: RefSeq, a predicted model, not a curated record
UCUUAAUUUUUAUAAAAUUAUGGAGUCGCCAUUUACACAAAAGCCCUAAAAGUAGAUCCUCCAAACUCCCAAAACCCUAAUCCUCUUGCUCUCCAGGGUCCCAAUCCUUCAGUUUCCCGCUCCUCUCCAAGUGGAAAGCAGAGCUCUCCUGGAAGCGCAUUAAUGGCAGAAACUAAUACCCCAGAAGAACCAGCAUUGCCCGCCAAACGCAAAUCCGAUCUCACCCCCGAAGAUGCGAUCGCUUAUCCGAAGAAAAACCCCAAGCUUGAAGCUUCCUUGAAGGAUAAUAAUCAAAACCCAGAAUUGUCCGACCACAAUUCAUCGGAGGCCGGAGUAAAAAGUGGCAAAGAUGGAAUUUUUACUGCUGCUGCUGCUGCUUCAGAUGCUGGACCGAAAGAAGAGGAUGAAAACGGCGACGAAGAGGGAGAAGAAGACGACGUAGAUGGUGAGGAGUCUAAUGGGAAAGCAGAGGCCGAUCGCAAGGGAAAAGGGGUUAUGAGAGAUGAAAAGGGCAAAGGAAAGUUGAUAGCUGAAGAAGAAGAAGAAGAAGACGAAGACGACGACGAGGAUAGCGAUGACGAUUCGAGUGAUGGUGGGAGUGAAUUCGAAGAUGGGGAUAGCGAUUUAUCGGAUGACCCACUUGCGGAGGUGGAUUUGGAUAAUAUUCUUCCAUCGAGGACUCGGAGGAAGCAAGUUCAAUCCGGUGUUUACAUUUCCAGUGAUGUUGUUGGGAAUGACAAUGGGGAGGAUGAUAGCGAUGAUAGUGAUGCUUGAGAGUUGAUGAUGAGCAAAGGAUGAAUAAUUCCUGGGGACCAGAGGGUCUGAUGGGGGCUAACUGUUUAUCUAUGUAUCUUGUGACCCGUUGAUGUGAUCUGUUACAUCAUGUACUAUGUUUUGUAUUGUUGAGUUGCUCAGAAUCUGUCUGGGGGACAUUUUGUUCCUUUCUUUUUGCUCCUCAACGUGUUAAUAGGUUUUAAGGGUCUGGGCUGGAUGCAUUUUUGGGUUUCUGAAUCCUACCUACAUAUAUGUAUAAUGAAACCAUAAGGAUGUCUAAGAUGGUUUUGGAUUUUUUCAUCAAAAAGAAAAAAGAUGGUUUUGGAUUUUCUUCCUA